AUGAAGUUCUCCCCACUAGCUCUCGCACUUCUUCAAGGAGUUCAAUCGAGAGCCGUGUGCAAGGAUGGCAGUAACGCCACUCAGACACCAGACUUACCAAUUGUCGACUUACCUCAUGAACGCCACCAAGCGAUCAGCUACAAUGAAGAUGCAGGCACAUACAACUUCUCCAACAUCCACUUCGCCGAACCGCCCGUAGGCGACCUCCGAUUCCGAGCUCCUGUGCCCGUUACAAUUUCGAACACCAGUCACGUUGUCAAUGAUGGUUCUGUCGGCGCCAUCUGCCCUCAGCCGUACACCCUCUUCAACGACACUGCUGUGACGCAGUGGAUCCUCUCGUACAUCAGCGGCACGGUGCUCGAUCUCGCCGAGUUGCAACAGCAGGCUACCAACCAGACCGAACCGCCAGCUGACCCUCGCAUCUCGGAAGACUGCUUGUUUCUUGACGUCAUCGUGCCGAAGAAGAUCUACGACAAACGCGGAUCCGGCUCCGGGGCGCCGGUGUUGGUCUGGAUCUACGGCGGAGGGUACCUGAUUGGAGAAAAGACCGGACUAGGGCUGCAUAAUCCAACUGGAUUGCUGCAAGCCAGCGAGGACCUUGGUGAGGAUGGCUUCAUCUUCGUUGCCAUGAACUACAGGCUCGGAGCCUUUGGUUUCUUGGGUGGUCCUACCGUAGAGGCUCAAGGGACACCCAAUGCCGGCUUGUACGACCAAAGGUUGGCUCUUGAAUUCGUCAAAGAGAACAUCCAUCUCUUUGGCGGGUCUCCAGACCGCGUGACGGUGAUGGGCGAGAGUGCCGGCGGCGGCUCCAUCAUUCACCAGUUGACGGCCUUUGGUGGUAAACAAGGACCCGUCCCGUUCCAGCAGAUCAUCGCGCAGUCCACCGGUUUCGUGCCUGCGCGGUCAAGCCAAGCGCUCGAGGAUGUUGUCGAAACCGUUUUGAGCGUCGCAAAUGUAUCUUCAUUCGAUGCCCUGCGCAAGUUGCCAUCGGACGUCCUCAUCGCCGUUAACAACAUCGUCACCCGUCAGCUGUACCAAGGUGCCUUUCACCCAGCCGUCGAUGGUGUUUUUGUUCCCGAGGAGCCUGCGCGAAUGUUGCUUAGCGGCGACUUCGACCACGUUCGUGGACUGAUUGGCACCAACGUCAACGAAGGCAUCCUCUUCGGUGACCCCAGAAUCAACACCACCGAGGCCUACUCCGAGUACGUGCGCACCCUUGUUGCCGGCAUCAGCAACGACAGUGCUACUGCCCUGGAGGAAGAGGUGUAUCCUCCCAUUUUCGAUGGUUCUCAAGGCUACACCGACAACUUCGAGCGGGCCUACCGGAGCUUUGGGGAGUUUUGCUUCACCUGCAACCAACCCUUCACAUCGCGUGGGUUGGGGAACUCCACGUACAACUAUCAGUUUGCAGCCCCACCCGGCGUCCACGGCCAAGAUCUUGGGUUUACUUUCUAUCGUGGAGAGGCGAUCGACCCAGCUGAAGCCCCUUUUCCACCUACCACAGACGUUGACAUUGCGGUUUCGAGGGUUCUUCAGUCUUGGAUCGCUAGCUUUGUCACGAGUGGAGUACCGACGGCACCGAACGUCAUUGGUUUCGAGCCGUACGGUGCUGGGGGCAACCUUCUUGUUCUGGGUGAAGCUAACAACUCGACGCAUGUUGCGAGGGGCACUGAUCCGACGCUCGCACGGGGUAGAUGUGACUGGUUGGCGAAGCGCAUCAUUGACGAGACUCUGCUCGAGGCCAAUUGA
This is a messenger RNA of Colletotrichum aenigma, 1749 nucleotides long. It is a transcript of the gene patB-3, whose product is annotated as Carboxylesterase patB. The coding region runs from base 1 to 1749 and encodes 582 amino acids. The transcript has 4 exons. Lineage: Eukaryota; Fungi; Ascomycota; Sordariomycetes; Glomerellales; Glomerellaceae. The record is from RefSeq and is a predicted model, not a curated record.